This is a messenger RNA of Papaver somniferum (opium poppy), 2202 nucleotides long. RefSeq lists its product as uncharacterized. NCBI's taxonomy places the organism in Eukaryota, Viridiplantae, Streptophyta, Magnoliopsida, Ranunculales, Papaveraceae. Gene Ontology annotation, molecular function: ATP hydrolysis activity. The transcript has 9 exons. Bases 105 to 2093 code for a protein of 662 amino acids. The record is from RefSeq and is a predicted model, not a curated record.
CAGUGGACUCUCCUGGCUGGAGGAACCCUGAAAAACGAAAAAAUGAGACUGAACAGAAGAAGUGAAGCAGACCAAUAAACCACUAACCUGCAAACAACUCUCAAAUGAUCUCUCAAUCGCUAACGGUUCAUCCCUCCUUCCCUUACACUUCUCUUACACUUCUUUCCCGCUCAAAUCCUAUACCUUCCCUCCUCCACUUCUCUACUUCUUCUUCUUCGUUUCCAAGAAUUACUAAACAAAACCCUAGAUUUCCAAAAACCUUUUCCCGUGCUUCUUUCAAUUCUUCUACUUCGACUACUGAAAAUGAAUUUCACUUCGAAUUGGAGCGUUUGUUGGCGUUAUUACCCGAGAAACUACAACAAAAGGCGAUUGAACAUCCAGAAUUGAACCAAAUGAUUGAAGUUGUAAUGGAUUUGGGUCGAAAACCUCUUGCUCGAUUCCCUUCUGGUGAUUUUAUCUUAUCUGAUUAUCCUAUCACGUUUCAGGAUCUCGAGGUUGCAAUAUCUCAGGUUGGUGAUUUUGCUGUUGACAACCGCGCAGGCAUCAGCAGAACCUUACAUCGUAUUAGUGCCUUAAGAAAUCGUAAGGGUGAGAUUGUGGGUUUAACUUGUCGUGUUGGUCGGGCAAUACCGGGAAGUGCUGACUUGUUGCGGGAUUUGGUUAAGGAUGAAGCUUCUAUAUUGCUCAUUGGGCCUCCGGGAGUCGGAAAGACAACGAUUAUUAGAGAAGUAGCUCGGAUGCUUGCAGAUGACUGCAGCAAACGUGUGAUGAUUGUCGAUACAUCAAAUGAGAUAGGUGGUGAUGGUGAUAUACCUCAUGCUGGAAUCGGCAAGGCUCGAAGGAUGCAAGUUCCACAUACUGAUAUGCAACAUAAGGUUCUGAUCGAAGCUGUUGAGAACCAUAUGCCCCAAGUCAUUGUAAUUGAUGAAAUAGGUACUAAACUUGAAGCCAUGGCUGCAAGCACCAUUGCACAACGUGGAAUUCAGCUAGUUGCAACUGCUCAUGGAGUAACAAUAGAAAAUUUGAUAAUGAAUCCUUCUUUGGAGAUGCUUGUUGGAGGAAUACAAAGUGUUACACUUGGGGAUGAAGAGGCUAGUAGAAGGGGUGGUCAGAAGACUGUAUUGGAGAGGAAAGGACCUUCAACUUUUACUUGUGCUGUGGAAAUGAUCUCUAAGGCUGAGUUAAGAGUUCAUCGUAGUUUAGAAGCAACGGUGGAUGCCAUUCUUUCAGGCCGAUCCCCAAAAUAUGAUAUACGCAAAAUGAACACUUGGCGAAUGGGUGAUGAGACACAUACCACGCUAACAGAACCUUCAAUAGACAUCUCCUUUCAGAAGCAAGAUGAAAUCUAUGUUGAAGAGUUUCUGGAUGUGGAUGACCAAAUAGUCAUUGGAGGUGAGCUCAAAUCAAAAGUUACUACAAAAACGCCAGUAAGCACUAGCAAAGAUGAGGUCCCCGUUCAUCUAUUUGUUUAUGGGAUCCCUGAGACGAGCGUUAUUCAAGGGGUUAAACAGCUGAAGGCAGAUGAUAGAGUUGAACUAACAGAUAACAUGAGUGAAGCAGAUGCAGUGCUUGCUUUGCAGGCCAAGCUGAAGAAAAAUCCACGUAUUCAAGCUGUUGCUAAAUCUCAUGACAAGUCCAUUUAUGUGACGAAGACGACCUCUUUGAUGCAGAUAAUGAAAGCUGUCCGAGCAUUAUUGAAUGAACACUAUAGUGGGUCGAAGGAUUUUGAAGCAGAAAAGAUGAAUUCUUCGGAGAAGAUGGAUGCACUAGAGGAGGCACGACUGGCCAUUGAACAAGUUGUAAUCCCAAAAGGAGAACCUGUUGAGUUGCUCCCUAGGACUUUCCACAUCAUGUCUCUUCAGAUGAACCUCGCUCUAGAGUAUCAGCUACUAUCAGAGAGAGUUGGUAAGGAACCUAAUGCACAUGUUCGUAUCCUUCCACUUCAGAGUAACAUAAUGGAUGAAGAUGACAAAACAGAUGAAAUUUUAGAUGACACUCAUGAUACUAAAUUUGAUGAUAAUGAUAUAUUAGACAGCCACAUGAACAAUGGUUCAGUCUACAGUGUGGACAAGUUACCUUUUCUUCCUGACUAGCAUGAAAAGUCUGAUUGUAUAGUCUACUUUACUAUUGCCUGUAUAUUCUUGACAUAACAACGCUGAACCAAAAAUGGGUAAUGUGAUAUACUCCCUCCGUUCCGAUUUA